UACACCAAGCUUCGUUCUCUACUACUACAUUAAAUAUCUAGUGUUAAUUUGUUUGAUAAAAAAGAGUUAGCAAAUAUGUUUGGCAUCUUAAACAACAAGGGCCAAAAAAUCAAGGGAACUGUGGUGUUGAUGCCCAAAAAUGUUUUGGACUUCAAUGCCAUAACUUCCGUCGGUAAAGGCGGUGUUAUUAACACCGCCGGAAAUAUCAUCGGAGGUGUCACCGGCAUUGUUGGCGGAGUUGUUGACACUGCCACUGCUUUCUUAGGCCGUAACGUCUCUAUGCAGUUGAUAAGUGCUACUAAGACUGAUGCAAAUGGAAAGGGUCUAGUUGGAAAAGAAACAUUUUUGAGCAAACAUCUACCACAGUUACCAACUUUGGGAGCAAGACAAGAUGCAUUCAGUGUUUUCUUUGAAUAUGAUGCUAAUUUUGGAAUACCUGGAGCAUUUUACAUAAGAAAUUAUACACAAGCUGAAUUCUUCCUUGUUAGUGUGACUCUUGAAGAUAUUCCUAACCGUGAAUCUGUUCAGUUUAUUUGUAACUCAUGGGUUUACAACUUCAAAAGUUACAAAAAAGAUCGCAUCUUCUUCACCAAUGAUACGUAUCUUCCAAGUCAAACACCAGCUCCAUUAAAUCAUUAUAGAGAAGAAGAGUUGCAGACUCUAAGAGGAGAUGGAACUGGAGAGCGCAAAGAAGCGGAUAGAGUUUAUGAUUAUGAUAUUUAUAAUGAUUUGGGAAAUCCAGAUGGUGGUGACGCACUUGUCCGUCCUGUCCUUGGGGGAUCAAGCACCUAUCCCUACCCUCGCAGGGUUAGAAGUGGUAGAAAACCAACCAGAAAAGAUCCUAAGAGUGAGAAACCGGGUGUGAUUUAUGUUCCAAGAGAUGAAAAUUUUGGUCACUUGAAGUCAUCAGACUUCCUUAUGUAUGGAAUAAAAUCACUGUCUCAAAAUGUCAUACCAUUGUUUAAAUCUGUGAUUUUUGACCUCAAUUUCACACCAAAUGAGUUCGAUAGCUUCGAUGAAGUACGUGGACUUUUCGAAGGUGGGAUUAAGCUUCCUACAGAUAUACUUAGUCAAAUUAGUCCCUUACCGGCCCUUAAGGAAAUCUUUCGCACUGACGGUGAACAAGUCCUCAAGUUUCCACCUCCUCAUGUAAUCAAAGUUAGCAAGUCUGCAUGGAUGACAGAUGAAGAAUUUGGAAGAGAGAUGGUUGCUGGUGUAAAUCCUAAUGUGAUUCGCCUUCUUCAAGAGUUUCCACCAAAAAGCACACUAGAUACCACUGUCUAUGGUGAUCAAAACAGUACAAUAACAAAAGAACACUUAGCGACUAACCUUGGUGAUAUCACAGUUGAAGAGGCACUCAAUGGAAAGAAAUUAUUCCUCUUAGAUUACCAUGAUGCAUUCAUGCCAUAUUUGGAGAGGAUAAACAUAAAUGCAAAGGCUUAUGCCACAAGAACAAUCUUGUUCUUGAAAGAUGAUGGGACUUUGAAGCCAAUAGCAAUUGAAUUAAGUUUGCCACACUCAAAUGGGGUCCAAUAUGGUUCUGAAAGCAAAGUAUUCUUGCCUGCUGACGAAGGCGUUGAAAGUACAAUUUGGCUAUUGGCAAAGGCUCAUGUCAUUGUAAAUGAUUCAUGCUAUCAUCAACUCAUCAGCCAUUGGUUGAAUACUCAUGCAGUUGUUGAACCAUUCAUCAUAGCAACAAAUAGGCAUCUAAGUGUUCUUCACCCAAUUAAUAAACUUUUAUUUCCUCAUUUCCGUGACACAAUAAAUAUCAAUGGACUUGCUCGACAAUCUCUAAUCAAUGCUGGUGGCAUUAUAGAGCAAACAUUUUUGCCAGGACCAAAUUCAGUCGAGAUUUCUUCAAUAGUUUACAGGGAUUGGGUUUUCACCGACCAAGCAUUACCGGCUGAUCUUAUCAAGAGAGGACUAGCUGUUGAGGACCCGUCUUCCCCCCAUGGACUUCGUCUUGCGUUAGAAGACUACCCUUAUGCUGUUGAUGGACUAGAAAUAUGGGAUGCUAUUAAGGCAUGGGUUCAAGACUAUGUCUCCUUAUAUUAUCCAACAGAUGAAGUAGUGCAAAAGGACACUGAACUACAAACUUGGUGGAAGGAAGCUGUAGAAAAGGGUCAUGGUGACUUGAAAGACAAGCCAUGGUGGCCUAAGAUGCAAACUGUUGGAGACUUGGUUCAAUCUUGCUCCAUUAUCAUAUGGACUGCUUCAGCUCUUCAUGCAGCAGUUAACUUUGGACAGUAUCCUUAUGGAGGAUAUAUCCUGAACCGUCCAACUCUUAGUAGAAGAUUUAUUCCGGAGCAAGGAACUCCGGAGUAUGAUGAGAUGGUGAAAAGUCCUCAAAAGGCGUAUUUGAGAACUAUUACACCAAAGUUUCAGACCCUCAUUGAUCUUUCUGUGAUUGAGAUAUUGUCAAGACAUGCUUCUGAUGAGGUGUAUCUCGGAGAGAGGAAUGACAAGUUUUGGACAUCUGAUACAAGGGCAGUUCAAGCCUUCCAAAAGUUUGGAAGCAAACUAUCUGAAAUUGAAGGGAAAAUCCACGGGAGGAACAAAGAUUCUAGUUUGAAAAACCGCACUGGACCAGUUGAAUUGCCCUACACUUUGCUCCUUCGUUCAAGUGAAGAAGGUUUAACUUUUAGAGGAAUUCCCAACAGUAUCUCUAUUUAGAAAGAAAAAAAAAGUCUGUGUGGAUUAUUUCUUAUCUAUUGUGCAUUUUCGCUUUCCAAUAACAUCGAUGUACAUCGAUGUGAAUAUGAUGAUUGUCUAUUUAUAAUUGUUGUUUCUAUGUGUGUACUACUAUUGUAUUUGGGUGUUUUCAUUCGAAUAUAAUAAUGUGUUUGUUGAUAGGGAUAAAUAUCUCUUCAACACACAUAAACUUGAUGAUUGAUCUAGGACAUUAAA
Molecule: messenger RNA, 2907 nt
Organism: Medicago truncatula (barrel medic)
Lineage: Eukaryota; Viridiplantae; Streptophyta; Magnoliopsida; Fabales; Fabaceae
Product: seed linoleate 9S-lipoxygenase
Exons: 9
Coding region: 76-2673 (865 amino acids)
Biological process (GO): lipid oxidation
Molecular function (GO): oxidoreductase activity, acting on single donors with incorporation of molecular oxygen, incorporation of two atoms of oxygen; protein binding; metal ion binding
Source: RefSeq, a predicted model, not a curated record